Messenger RNA from Stylophora pistillata, 1210 nucleotides. RefSeq lists its product as uncharacterized. The record is from RefSeq and is a predicted model, not a curated record. Lineage: Eukaryota; Metazoa; Cnidaria; Anthozoa; Scleractinia; Pocilloporidae.
GAAUGCCAUUUCCGACGUAUUCGCCACAAGUUCUCCGAAGGAUCAACUUGUCUUCCUCUGUGUUCGAAUCCAACCUAACCAAUCACCUUACAUAGAGACGAUCGUAAAUGCAGAUUUUGGUUCAAAGAGAUCUAGCGACGGAGUUAGGAACGAAAAAGUUCAGUGGACUCAAGUAAUCAUCGGACAAAAUCAGGACAUUGACGGUACUAUUACAACCGACUUCCCAUUUUACGGAAGGAUUUCGAACUUAAACAUUUGGUUUAACUCUCUCACUGAUGACCAUAUUACAAAUUGGUACAACAGUGGUAAAAAACAUUACAAACCCAACAUUCUUAAAUGGCCGGACCUCGGUUCUUCAUCCAAGAGAUUUGGAGACGUUCAUUUUGUAAAGGUGACUUCUGCUGAGAGACGGUGGUAUAACGUUUCGGUCGGUGACGUGGAUGUAAAAAGUACAACUUAUGUUGUUGCAACGAAAACUGUUGAAAGUGGAUCCGGAGUAGUUAUCGAAGUUGAGCGUCAGUCACUACUCCCUUGUACUGGAAUAAAUGCAAUUGAUUCGUCCACAGUUGACGGCGUGUUUAUAUCUGUAUCUGGAAGCUGGAAACGAAUCAAAUACAAGCAAACGUUCUUGGAAACUCAGAAAUGUUUUGCAAUUUUUGGAAGCGUUCCUGACUGGGCCAGUGGUUUAUAUACUUCCGCUGUUUCAGAAUUCGACCUUGAUCUGGAUGAGCUUUGGAAAGAAGAAUAUCUCAGCCCAGAGGAUUGUAACGCUAAUCCUUGUAAAAACGGUGGAACGUGUGUAGAGGCACCCAGUGCACAAACCUACACAUGCAACUGUACGGAUUCAUUCACAGGAAAAAAUUGUUCAGAAUCAAUAGCGGAGGAGCAGAGUACGGACUACAACGCGGCCCCCACUGUAGCGAGCCUUAACAGAGGUAAUGGAGAACCUUUGAAUCAAAAUGACUAUGACUUUGAGCUUGUCUUCAGAAAAACCCAGCAAACGAACUAUGUGAAACACGAUAUGAAUAAGAAGUGGAUUGAACGCUUUACUGUCUGCGCCUGGAUACACACACCUGAUAUACAACAGGAUCAAAAUAUGACUGUAAUAAGUAUAUUGACCGAGAAGAAUGGUGGCAAUCGAAACGUUAUGACCGUGAGGAUCGACGGAAAAGGGAAGAUCUAUUUUUCAAUCGGAAGUGACUGGUGAGGA